Mollisia scopiformis is the source of this 2237-nucleotide messenger RNA. RefSeq lists its product as uncharacterized. Gene Ontology annotation, molecular function: zinc ion binding; DNA-binding transcription factor activity, RNA polymerase II-specific; DNA binding. Bases 75 to 2237 code for a protein of 720 amino acids. Gene Ontology annotation, biological process: DNA-templated transcription; regulation of DNA-templated transcription. Gene Ontology annotation, cellular component: nucleus. The transcript has 6 exons. The record is from RefSeq and is a predicted model, not a curated record. Lineage: Eukaryota; Fungi; Ascomycota; Leotiomycetes; Helotiales; Mollisiaceae.
GCAACAAAUUGGUAUCAUGGAGUUUUGAAGAAGAGCUCAGAAGAUUUCUUCGGCAUCGUAUAGCACAUUCUGCAAUGUCUUUACAUAAUUCAUCUCAAAAAUCCGUGGCUAGGCGGAAUGGCAAGCUCCAAGCAUGUGAGCCAUGCCGGACUCGGAAGAUACGUUGUGACCAUGGCAGCCCAAGUUGUGGACGCUGUGUAAAGAGGAGGCAGGAAGCACAAUGCUAUUACCAUCCAGCGCCGCUCACAAAGACAAGUGACAAACCAGACCCAUCUUUUACGCCUCAAGCUCCUGGGCGUCAUACAUUGACUUCAUCUCCACCAGCCGCAGGAUCUAUUCCACCAUCUCCUGCCCCUCGAACCUCUUGGAGGCAUGCAUCUACUUUAACUCCAUCAACAACGUCGACACCAGCAGCACCAACAACUAGUACUGUCGGCGAAAGGAGGGCAUCUGUUGAAGAGUUUGGGUAUCUUGGUUCCACAAGCUUUUCAGGGAUCAUCAAGGCGAGCAAACAUGCGUCCGACGAUGUUUGGCUUGGUCCUCUCGCCCAAGUCAAACGCACGCUGCGUACUCCCGCUCACUGGCAUCUCAGCUCCGAUCGUGUAACCACUGGGGCUCGUGUACUUGGUCUGCUUCCUGAUUAUGUCGCAUUGGAGAAGAUUUUAGAAAUGCAUUAUGCAGCUAGCCAAACUGUUCUGGCACCAUGGAUCUCAAUCAGCAGAGCCACGGACGCAAUCAUCAAAACUUUGAGAGACGAGUACCCCACAGAUUCCCAACGACUUCUUCUUGCGGAGAAGAUUUUUGCAAAGACGGGAGAGCCUUUGGAGAUAGACGAGCACACAACAGUUGAAACACUCCAUGAAUCUUUUACUGGAGCCAAUCUUCGUUGGGAGAUUCUCGGGAUCCUUUUCACUUAUCUCGCUCUGGGCCUGAAAUCAACAAAAUUGAACACUAGUCAGAGCUUAAUAGAGAGACAGGAGCUUGUUGGUGACCUUGUCCAUGCAAGUAAUGUAUGUGUAUCGUUUUGCGAUCGAGCAGAAUCGCAGAACGAUCUUCUCGUGUGGCUGCUAUACGGAAGCACUUGCCUGGUCACUAUACAUUAUGGUGAUACGAGCUACCUGGGGUGGAGAAGAUGCAGCGAGCUUGCAUCGACGAUAUUGGCAAUGGGGCUUCAUCGUGAUCCAAGUAAUAACCCAAACCUUCCAUUAUUUAUGGUAGAGCUACGGAGACGUGCAUUCGCAAUUGCAUACUCUGUUGACAAGAAUAUUUCCACAUUCUUUGGACGCCCACCUCAGCUUGCAAUGCGCUACUGCACUUGCCGGCCACCAUACGAUUUGACUGAUGAUGAGAUUGUUGCUUCUACUCCAGUUAUGGUCCUUGCAAUUUCGCGACUUGAUCCCGCAGGAUGGAAUACGCAUGGUAUUAUUCACAGGCAGACUUGGGCACGUAUCAAGAUGGCACUUAAUACUAUCCUAGAAGAAGUCUUGGAUCUGUCGCUGGCUACACCACCCCCUGCCCCUGAUCUGGAGCAAAGUCAGAAAGCACAAACUAUCCUUGAUAAAGCUGAAGCAACUUGGGAAAGCAUCCCAAGUUUUGCUAAGUACGACGAUAAUUGUUGGGACUCUGGUCUUGCCGCAAAUGACUGCUUCUCGCAUUUAUAUUGUUUGCUUCACUUCACGUACUCAAAGUUCCUCCUAUAUCGAAUACAAGCUCGACACGGAGGGUGUUCUUGGAGCGCUGUGCAUCUGACUGCUUCGAAGCUGCUCUCUAGAAUCUUAAUUUUCUCGAAGCACCGAGAUCGUAUUAGUGGGCCAGCGAAUGACGCUGCUUGGGAGUUCGUCUUCUACGGUUUGCCUAGUGCCGCUCUUCUUGCUAUUGAGCUUCUUCGACAACAACAACAGAAUCUUUCCCCUUCUGCUGAUAUACCUCGGUCGGAAACAAUACGUAACAUCUCAGUUUUCAUUUCCUCCUUGGAAUGGGUUGCAAAACCCGGCGACGGUAAUUACGACAUUUGUCGAGGAGCUAAAUUAAUGUUGGAGAAGAUUCUAGACGCUAUUCUAGAUCCCCAGCCUGUUGCCUCGACAGUAGAGAGUCAACAAGCACCUUUAGACCCAUUGAGUUGGAUGGAUGAUGUAUUCAGCGGUGGCUGGAUCACGUCUUGGCCGCCUACAUAUGGUAGUGGUAUCGAACAUGAGUUGAUGAAUAGCACCAGCCAAGAUUGGCUUGUUCAAUUCUGA